This is a messenger RNA of Lentinula edodes (shiitake mushroom), 930 nucleotides long. Its product is annotated as serine threonine specific protein phosphatase. The record is from RefSeq and is a predicted model, not a curated record. Gene Ontology annotation, cellular component: cytoplasm. The transcript has 4 exons. NCBI's taxonomy places the organism in Eukaryota, Fungi, Basidiomycota, Agaricomycetes, Agaricales, Omphalotaceae. Gene Ontology annotation, biological process: peptidyl-serine dephosphorylation; G1/S transition of mitotic cell cycle. Bases 1 to 930 code for a protein of 309 amino acids. Gene Ontology annotation, molecular function: protein serine/threonine phosphatase activity.
AUGGCCCCAUUCAACCCCGAGAAAUGGAUAGAACAACUACGACAAUGCCAGCACUUGCCGGAGGAAUCAAUGAAAACGCUGUGCGAUAGAGUCCGGAGCCUGCUGAUGGAAGAAUCGACAAUCCGACCAGUAUGCAGUCCGGUCACGAUCUGUGGGGAUAUCCAUGGUCAAUUUUGGGAUUUGUUGGAGUUGCUUAGAAAAGGAGGAGACGUUCCGGAGACAAGUUAUAUUUUCAUGGGUGAUUUCGUGGAUAGAGGACAUUAUUCGUUGGAAACCGUCUCGAUGCUCCUCGUUCUCAAGGCCAAUUGGCCGGAUAAGGUGACUCUACUUAGAGGAAACCACGAAUCGCGGCAGAUAACGCAGGUGUACGGAUUUUACGACGAGUGUCAACAGAAAUACGGUUCAGCGACGGUCUGGAAAGCAUGUUGUAGUGUUUUCGACUACCUGAACCUGGCUGCCAUUAUUGAUGGGACAACGCUUUGCGUGCAUGGAGGACUCAGCCCGGAUAUUAGAACCCUAGAUCAAAUUAGAGUGUUGAGUCGGGCGCAGGAGAUUCCUCAUGAAGGACCGUUUUGCGAUUUGAUGUGGAGCGAUCCGGAAGAGUUGAUGGAGAAUUGGGCGGUUAGUCCUAGAGGUGCGGGUUGGUUGUUCGGUGGAGGGGUGACUAGAGAGUUCAACCACGUCAAUGGACUUUCGCUUAUCGCUCGGGCGCAUCAGCUCGUCCAGGAGGGGUUCAAGUAUAUGUUUGACGAACAGUUAGUAACUGUAUGGAGCGCGCCAAAUUACUGUUAUCGGUGCGGAAAUCUGGCGUCAAUUAUGACGGUGCAUGAGUCUGGCGAGAGGACAUUUGAGGUUUAUGGCCCUGCGGAAGAGAAUGCGAGGGAUAAAGGCAUGCAGACGAGGAGAAUGAAUAUGCCGUAUUUUGUAUAA